AUGCAAGUGUUUACAGCCUUGUGUUCUCCUGUCAGCCAGCACUCUCCAGCCCCACCCUCCAGCCAGCACUCUCCAGCCCCACCCUCCAGCCAGCACUCUCCAGCCCCACCCUCCAGCCAGCACUCUCCAGCCCCACCCUCCAGCCAGCACUCUCCAGCGCCACCCUCCAGCCAGCACUCUCCAGCCCCACCCUCCAGCCAGCACUCUCCAGCGCCACCCUCCAGCCAGCACUCUCCAGCCCCACCCUCCAGCCAGCACUCUCCAGCGCCACCCUCCAGCCAGCACUCUCCAGCCCCACCCUCCAGCCAGCACUCUCCAGCGCCAUCCUCCAGCCAGCACUCUCCAGCCCCACCCUCCAGCCAGCACUCUCCAGCCCCACCCUCCAGCCAGCACUCUCCAGCGCCACCCUCCAGCCAGCACUCUCCAGCCCCACCCUCCAGCCAGCACUCUCCAGCGCCAUCCUCCAGCCAGCACUCUCCAGCCCCACCCUCCAGCCAGCACUCUCCAGCCCCACCCUCCAGCCAGCACUCGCCAGCUCCACCCUCCAGCCAGCACUCCCCAGCCCCACCCUCCAGCCAGCACUCGCCGGCCCCCACCCUAAAGCCAACACUCGCCAGCCCCAUCCUCCAGCCAGCACUCGCCAGCCCUCCACCCCUCCACCCCUCCAGCCAGCCCCACCCUCCAGCCAGCACUCGCCAGCCCUCCACCCCUCCAGCCAGCUCCACCCUCCAGCCAGCUCCACCCUCCAGCCAGCACUCGCCAGCCCUCCACCCCUCCAGCCAGCCCCUCUCCAGCCAGCACUCGCCAGCUCCACCUUCCAGCCAUCACUCUCCAGCCUCACCCUCCAGCCAGCACUCGCCAGCCCCCACCCUCCAGCCAGCACUCGCUAGCUCCACCCUCCAGCCAGCACUCGCUAGCUCCACCCUCCAGCCAGCACUCCCCAGCCUCACCCUCCAGCUAGCACUGGCCAGCCCCCACCCUCCAGCCAGCACUCGCCAGCCUCACCCUCCAGCCAGCACUCCCCAGCCUCACCCUCCAGCUAGCACUGGCCAGCCCCCACCCUCCAGCCAGCACUCGCCAGCCUCACCCUCCAGCCAGCACUCGCCAGCCUCACCCUCCAGCCAGCACUCACCAGUCCCCCCACCCCUCCAGCCAGCACUCGCCACCCUCUACCACACUCCAGCGGCCGCCAGCAGCAGAAGCACAGUGUGGGAGGAGAGGCCGCCGCCAGCCGUCCAGGAGCAACCGCCAGCGCCUGGUUCACGCACGGAGGGCUCGGAUAAUGCGCGCCGCCGCUGUUGCUGCUGCUGCUGCUGGUCUGUCAGGCUGUGAACCACGCUAAUGAUUUACUAGUCUUUGUCUGGGAUCGAGGCGCUCUCUACUAUCCCAUCGCAUCACAUCUUCCUCACGCUACCCCUGAUUCCCAACACUCCACCGAGCUACUCCUCAUUCCCCGGGGCGCCAGCUGUCCCGAUAUAACUCUCUCUCUCUCUCUCUCUCUCUCUCUCUCUCUCUCUCUCUCUCUCUCUCUCUCUCUCUCUCUCUCUCUCUCCGUGAUCUAUACUCGCCUCGGGUGUUCCGCUGGCAGGUUUCCGCCCGGAGAGCACUCACUUCCCCUUAGCGCGGGUUGGCUGAUGCCUGGACUGUCAAGGUCAACCGCAGAACUCAAUGAAAGGUUGUUGAACUUCCCGUGUCGCCUUUUAUCCGGAAACUUUCAGUGGGAACGGAUUUUGGCCACGAAUUAUUGUUCUCUCCGUUCCGAAGUUCACUCACCCACCCAACCUGUCACCAACCCACGCCCACCCCACCCACCCACUAGUGUCGCCGCCCCAUCCAUCCGUCCAUCCAUGCCUGCCUGCCUGUCUCCCCCCAAGCAGCAGCAGCAGCAGCCAGCCCCACAUGUCUCCUGCUCCUCCGCCAAAUCACCCUCUUCUUCCUCUUCCUCCUCCACUCGAAGUCCUGCAUGAGAGGUACAAUCCGGGAUAUGACUCCGCAGGGUGCUCUCUUCCUCCCCCUCUUCCUUCUCCUUCUACUUCUCCUCCCACUCCUCCCUCCUUCUUCCUCCUCUGGACUGGCUAGUUAUACAAACUAAGGGAGAGGAAAGACGACGACGAC
This is a messenger RNA of Scylla paramamosain (green mud crab), 2115 nucleotides long. RefSeq lists its product as uncharacterized. The record is from RefSeq and is a predicted model, not a curated record. The transcript has a single exon. Bases 1 to 1332 code for a protein of 443 amino acids. Lineage: Eukaryota; Metazoa; Arthropoda; Malacostraca; Decapoda; Portunidae.